Galendromus occidentalis (western predatory mite) is the source of this 1860-nucleotide messenger RNA. It is a transcript of the gene CngA, whose product is annotated as Cyclic nucleotide-gated ion channel subunit A. Gene Ontology annotation, biological process: monoatomic cation transmembrane transport. Gene Ontology annotation, cellular component: intracellular cyclic nucleotide activated cation channel complex; plasma membrane. The record is from RefSeq and is a predicted model, not a curated record. The transcript has 11 exons. NCBI's taxonomy places the organism in Eukaryota, Metazoa, Arthropoda, Arachnida, Mesostigmata, Phytoseiidae. Gene Ontology annotation, molecular function: protein-containing complex binding; intracellularly cAMP-activated cation channel activity; cGMP binding. The coding region runs from base 1 to 1860 and encodes 619 amino acids.
AUGAGGGUGGAUUAUCCCGAGCCGAGAGAAUCGAAGGGCCGCUUCGCCAAAUGCGUCACAAGGCUGAGGACAAUCAAAAAGUGGCUGAUCAGUCCGCGAAAGCCAAGUCAGGCGCCACGUCCCGACUCUUUUCUGGAGAAAUUCACCUAUACCGACACGGCGGAAGGAAUCGUAGAAGGGAUUCUCUUGAAUGACAGCAAUGGAGACAUCUCCCCGACCGUUAACCGGAGCGGUUGUGGAUUGUCACCCGGAGACUGGAUUGUGGAUCCGUCGGACUCCUUCUACUACACGUGUCUUUUCGUUGUGUCGCUUGCCGUUCUUUACAACACGUUGUUUAUCAUAGGACGAGCAGUGUUCUGGGAGCUGCAGAAUACAUCACCGGGGCUGUGGUUCGCCUUGGACUAUUUAUGUGAUCUCGUCUAUAUUCUCGAUAUGUGUCUCCGAGCAAGAACCGGAUACUUGGAACAAGGGCUACUGGUCAAGGACACCGACAAGCUUUUGCUGCGCUACAUGAAAUCAACCGCUUUCCGACUCGAUAUUUGCUCGCUGCUCCCAACCGACCUGUUCUAUGCCUACUCGGGGGUGAACUGCACCGCCGAGAACGUACCUUGCGUUAUCAUCGUUCGUUUGAAUCGUCUACUGCGCAUCCCAAGAGCUCUCGAGUUCUCUGAGCGAACAGAAACCCGAACAAAUUAUCCCUACGCUUUUCGUAUAGGUAAACUCAUCUUCCUGAUUCUCGUGAUCAUUCACUGGAAUGCCUGCAUCUACUUCGCUGUCAGCUCUUUCAUUGGGUUCGGAUCCGACAACUGGGUCUACCGGAAUAUAUCAGAACCACGAUUCGCUAAUCUGAGACAUCAAUACAUCUACUCAUUCUAUUGGUCGACUUUGACGUUGACAACUAUCGGAGAGGUGCCCGUCCCCGAAAAAGACAGUGAAUACGUUUUCGUCGUGAUUGACUUCCUCGUCGGCGUCUUAAUUUUCGCCACUAUCGUCGGUAAUGUCGGAUCGAUGAUUACGAACAUGAACGCCGCCAGGGCCGAUUUUCAGCACAAGAUGGACUCCGUCAAGCAGUACAUGGAGUUCCGGAAAGUCUCGAAGGAACUAGAAAAUCGCGUAAUAAAAUGGUUCGACUAUCUCUGGACGAACAAACAAUCUCUGGACGAGGAGCGCAUAACUGGCGUGCUCCCGGAUAAACUCAAGGCAGAGAUCGCAAUACACGUCCACCUCGACACGCUCAAGCGUGUGAAGCUAUUCCAGGACUGUGAACCAGGGCUCCUCGUUCAACUCGUUCUGAAGCUCCGGCUCCAAGUGUUCAGUCCGGGCGACUACAUAUGUCGCAAGGGGGACGUCGGCAAGGAGAUGUACAUCGUUAAACGAGGGAAACUCUGCGUAGUCGGAGAUGACGGAAAAACGGUCUUCGCUACGCUACAGGACGGCAGCGUGUUCGGUGAAUUAUCCAUCCUGAACAUACAGGGAAACAAGACAGGAAACCGACGAACCGCGAAUGUCCGGAGCCAGGGUUACUCCGAUCUUUUCGUGUUAUCAAAAGAAGAUCUCUGGAGUGUGCUGGAAGAAUACCCCGAAGCCAAGGAGAUGCUAAUUCGGAAGGGAACAGAAAUUCUCCGGAGAGACGGCCUCCUCGAUGAGGACGCUAUUAUUAAGGACGAAGAGAGCAUCCUCUCUGCGCAGGAUCUCACCAACAAUUGUCUCAAUCUGGCCCGUCAGAUGGACGCUCUCAAGGACCAGAUGACAGCUUUGUCCCAGGAAAUGGAUAGAGCCCAUCGAGAGAUUCGAGAGAGCAUACGAUCCUUAAUUACUAAGAAAAUUGACGAAGAAGGCAUUCCCGUCGCCGUCGACUGA